AUGAAGUACCAUCUGUCUUUCGUCGCUUUCAUGGCCAUCGGCUUUGCCGCAGCAGAAGGCAUUCGGGGCGAAGCUCGCAUUGAGAAGAAAAGAGCAGAGUCAGAUCUAUAUUCCGUUCCCGUCCCCGACUCAGUGCACAUAGAGUCCUACCCUGCGAUGCCACCGCCUGUAGAGCCUACCGACAUCAGCUCCGACGACUCGUGCUCCACGGCCCUCACCACAAUCACGACUACGCGUACCGUCUCAGUGAUCACGCAGAUCCCUUCCAGCCUCGCUAGCGUCACCGGUACCGUUGACCUAAGCUCCUCUAUGCCUUCUCAGUCAGCACCUUCGACGAGUGAGACCGGCCUCAUAGAACUCACUACUUGGCUUGCGCCCCAGCCAUCAACCGCUACGGCCACGGAUUUCGUGCCCGCCCCGAGCAGUGUCGCUUCUGAUGGUGAGGAGAGCAGUGCUGCGCCUCCGUAUGCUCCUGCUCCUAGUGCUAGUGAUACGACGACGGCGACUGUUAUUAUUGAACCGACUUCGUCCACGUCGAGUGCUUCGGGUCUGCCGGGGUUUACGGAUGCUGCUGGGACGGUCGGGGUGCCGGUGGUUGUUGUUGGAGUUCUUGGGUGGGUGGCUUUGGUGCUUUAG
Messenger RNA from Alternaria viburni, 636 nucleotides. RefSeq lists its product as uncharacterized. The transcript is spliced from 2 exons. NCBI's taxonomy places the organism in Eukaryota, Fungi, Ascomycota, Dothideomycetes, Pleosporales, Pleosporaceae. The record is from RefSeq and is a predicted model, not a curated record. The coding region runs from base 1 to 636 and encodes 211 amino acids.